Molecule: messenger RNA, 3396 nt
Organism: Nothobranchius furzeri (turquoise killifish)
Lineage: Eukaryota; Metazoa; Chordata; Actinopteri; Cyprinodontiformes; Nothobranchiidae
Source: RefSeq, a predicted model, not a curated record
CCCUCAAAGAAGACAAAGUGGGAAGUACGGGCAUCUUUUGGAUAUUUGAAGAAUGCCGAGGGACAGCUGAUAGAAGACGGCUAUCCUGUUUGCAGCACAUGCAGAAAAAGUGUCUGUGAAAGGCAGCAACGCUUCAAAUCUCAUGACACAUCUGCGUGACCAUCACCCACAACUCUACAGUCAACGCAAGGCAAGCUAACGUUAGCGUUUUGGCUAAAAUGCGUGAUCCGAGGAUUUGGGUCAAGGGAGAAUGCAACGAGUCGCUAUAUAAAGCAGCCGCAGCGCCGCUACCUGCAUAUAAACCGUGUCGCGGACACCGCCAUGUUGAAAUGACGCUAUGCAUUACGGGGCUCCCAGGGGCCGAUAAGAGUUGGUCUCUCUCCGAGAAUAAUUAUGAAUUUAACAACGAUUACUGCCUGAUGACAUUUUCCCACAUCUGCAAAGCUCACUGGAAGGACACAAACCGAGGACAAUACUUUCCUGAUAUAGGGUUUAUUACUCAAGUAAGGGUAAAAAAGUAUCUGAUUAGAAGGCUACUUGAGUACUGAGUAUCAUCUGAUCUAAUAUUUUAAAACGAUGACAUCAAACAGACAUAAAAUAAGAAGUUAUGGGCAAAUAUUGGUAUUUUAAAGACUAAAGGGGGAAAAUGUAAACAAAUAAACAACAUAAUUACAAAAUAACACAUUUUAGGCUAAAUUUAGACACAGACUGAGGACAAUAUUUCCUGACAUACAGGGUUUAUUUAAUUGUCUGAAAAUGUAACACGUUUAAAAAAAUACCGCGGUAAUUUUGGUCACAAUAAUCGUGAGGUUAAAUUUUCACACCGUGACAACCCUAGUUUAGAGUUAAUUAGCUGAUUCAGAUGAUUAGGUUAAUAGCUCUUUUAGAUAACCUUUAGAUAGGAAUUUUGGGUUUUCAUGAGCUGUACGCCAAAAUCAUCAAUAUUAGAAACAACAAAAGGCUUGAGCUACUUCAGUUGUGUGUAAUGAAUGUAAUUUAUAUGAAAGUCUAAUGUUUAUCAGUACAUUACAGACAAUAAUGAACUUUAUCACAGUAUGCUAAUUUUUUGAGAAGACCUGUAUAUCCAUAAAAAUCGGAUCUAAAAUACACUGAAGUGGGCUAAGUCUCUGGGCGACACCAUGUUUUCUUCUACGGGAGCCCAUGAGGACAAAAUGCAUUUACUGAUUUGUAACAAACGGUUACAAAACUUGCGUCAUUCUUAAACGUUGUUGUUUUACACAUUUACCUCUUCACUCGUUGCCACUGAUGAAAGGGAGCCUGAUGUAUGUUGCUGAAGUGUGGACUCCUCAGAGCUUUUUGACCCUAAUGAGCAUCCGUUGGUAAGGUCUUACUCCAACACAAAAACACAGUUUAUGUAUCUACUGCCCCCUAUCGCCAGGAAAAACGCACACUGUCACUUUAAAGGUGAAUUACUGAAUAUUCCAUUGCUGGCAUAAGAUACGAUCAUUUAGCCAGACCAGAGAUUAGGGUCAGAUUAAUGUUUGACUGUGUAACUGAGAAGCUGCUGGACCUCUGCAGGCAGCAGCUUUUAUCUGUGCAUGCACAUGAAACCAUGACAUAUGAAUGAUGUCUCAUCCAGGUGGAAGGCUAGAGCUUUGUUUCCUUUCCUCCCACAGAGCUAUCUACUUUGCUGCUUACUCCACUGCGAAAGAUAAGCUGAACAGUGUGUUGGAACCAGACUCCACACAGGUGCACAUCAUAUCAGCAGGAAUGGCAGGUUUCACAGCCAUCACAGCAACAAAUCCAAUAUGGCUGAUAAAGACUCGUCUACAGCUGGACGCAAGGAACUGUGGGGAGCGGAGGAUGAGUGCGUUGGAGUGUAUGCGUCGUGUGUAUAAAGCAGACGGCCUGCUGGGCUUCUACAGAGGCAUGUCGGCGUCUUACGCCGGGAUCUCAGAGACGGUCAUCCACUUCGUUAUCUAUGAAAACAUCAAGCGGCGCCUGUUGGAGGCCAAGGCGCCACAGAACGUGGAUGAGGAAGAAGACUUGUCUAAAGAUGCUUCUGACUUUGUAGGGAUGAUGCUUGCUGCUGCCGCCUCCAAGACUUGUGCCACAUCUGUUGCUUAUCCUCAUGAGGUAAUUCGCACCAGACUACGGGAAGAGGGCACCAAAUAUCGUUCGUUCUUCCAGACUCUCGCAACCGUGCCCAAAGAGGAGGGCUAUCGUGCCCUGUAUCGGGGUCUCACCACCCAUCUGGUGCGCCAGAUCCCCAACACUGCUAUUAUGAUGUGCACCUAUGAGCUGGUGGUCUACCUCCUGAACGGUUAAAGUCUUCCUGUUCCCUGGACAGUCAGAGCCUCUGUUAAGAGGAGAGAUGAAGAAAAGCAAACACCUGCAGACCAGCCAGGAACCUAAAUGUCAGAAGUUGACCGAGACGGCCCCACUCCUUCGUCUCAGAGACCCGAGCAGCACAUGAAAUCCUCCCACUUGUUUCAUGACCAAACUGUUGAUUUUUACUUUGGUUUGGACAGGCCGGUGGUGUCGUUUCAUUUCAGUUCCAUUGUUCCAUUUUCCUCAUAGAAAAACCAACCUCGCUUAUAAUCUGCUUCCGGUGUGACUAAAAGAAGUUGCAGCUGUCAGAAUGUGAGCCGCAUAAACGGUGUUUCACUUAUGGAUAUCAUUUCUCACCAGUAGCAUAACUCUGAUGUCGAGGGUUGGGGACAUCCGCAGGCGUAGGGGAAGGAACGGAUAGCUGACGUGUUUUAUGUAACCAACUAAGAUGCGGUGUCCCCGCUGACGUGCAACAAUACCGUUAAUGACCAGCUUAAUAACAAUCCACUCGAGUGGUUUUCUACGUCUGUGAAACACAAGAGCAGACGUGUGUUCAUGACAUGAUUUAAAUCUGGUGUCCUGUUGUAAAUGAGGUGUGAGCGGUGUGUGUGUGUGGUAAGCUAGCCACACUGCAGUAGAAUUAAUUCACGUCUAAAAUGUACGUAAUAAAGGGGUGGCUGUGCUGGCAAGGAAAGGAGCACACUUACCCUUAUUGUGAAUUAGAAAUUAAUAUAAAUAAUUAUUAAUGAAGUGAUAUUUGCUGCAUAAAUACCAUCAGCCCAGUUUUGGAAAAAGAGUGGAUUAUCUUUAGAAAUGGGCAGAUCUGGCUCAUAACUGUGACUUUCAUCUCAACCGUCUCGUCCUAGAAGCACUUUUAAAGUAAGUCCUGUCUUUUCAUCUCAUUUGUACCGUUCCGGUUUGUUGAAGUGGACCCAGAGUUUCACAGGGAAGGGUUUACAUGAAAAUGUGUCGUUGAGCAGCAGCAGCAGCUUUCUACGUGCACAGUCAUUAAAUCUCCAGAAAUCUACUUUCCUGAUCGUUUGUUUUCCAGGUAAUGAAGUCAGAUUUGAAUGGGGUCAAAAUAAACUUUUGUCACUUGUUUUA